Messenger RNA from Erythranthe guttata (spotted monkey flower), 1013 nucleotides. RefSeq names its product protein LIGHT-DEPENDENT SHORT HYPOCOTYLS 10. Lineage: Eukaryota; Viridiplantae; Streptophyta; Magnoliopsida; Lamiales; Phrymaceae. The record is from RefSeq and is a predicted model, not a curated record. Gene Ontology annotation, biological process: response to light stimulus; mRNA transcription. Gene Ontology annotation, cellular component: nucleus.
AAGACGGAUCGGAAUCGGAAUUAUGUAUAAAUAAUUAUAUUAUCAUUAUUAACGUUAUCACAAGCUAUAGUAGUAAACUUUUAUUGAAAUUAAAGCACCCUCAUACUCAAUAGAGGGCCCUAUCUUGUUCCCUCACUAAAACAAAUUUUCUCUCUUUCUUUCUUUCUUUCUUUCUUUCUUUCUUUCUUCUUCUUCGUCAAAGCGAUGAAUUCUUCCGGCAAAACCGUGUCGAAGAAUCCAACCGAGGGUUCAUCGAGCAACGGUAGACCCUCGCUCAGCCGAUACGAGUCUCAAAAGAGACGGGAUUGGAACACUUUCUUGCAGUACUUGAAGAACCAAAAUCCUCCACUUUCAUUGCCUAACUGCAGCUACAACCAUGUUCUUGAAUUCCUCAGAUACCUAGAUCAGUUCGGAAAGACUAAGGUUCACUUGCAUGGCUGCCCGUUUUUCGGGCAGCCCGACCCUCCGGGGCAGUGCACCUGCCCGUUGAGGCAGGCUUGGGGCAGCCUCGACGCUUUGAUCGGGCGGCUUAGGGCGGCUUACGAGGAGCACGGCGGUCCGCCGGAGGGAAACCCUUUUGGGAACGGAGCGAUUAGGGUUUAUUUACGGGAAGUGAAGGAGUGCCAGGCUAAGGCGAGAGGGAUUUUGUUUAAGAAGAAGAAGAAGAAAAAGAAGAUGAUUAAUCAUGAGAUGAUCAAGAAUCCAAAUCCGGAAUUAAGGUGAGAAAUUCGCAUGGAGACGGAGCAAAAUAACCGUUACUGGAAUCAAUUCUUGUCGGGGGGUCUUCGAGUUUUCAUGAUCCAGUUCUAAAUUAAAUAAAUAACAUUCAAGUGUAAAGCUGCUGGGGAAUACUUGUAUAUCUUAAAAAUUACAGAUGUACAUUAGUACUAAUAUUUGUUCUUGGUGAAAUUACUUCUUGCUCCCUUAAAAGCCAAUGCAGACAAGUCUUAAUUGUGAAAGCAGAUUCUGACUUCUAUGUGAUACCAUUAAUGCAAAAAUUGGACCUUCAGUUU